GGUUUUUCCGCAUGUUUCUGCUUGCCACUGAUGCAUAGUCAUGUGCUGCAUCUUGCCGUCUUGACGCUUUGGUUCGCUAUUGUCCCAGCGCUAAGAUCGUCAGAGCAUUCAUCUUUCCUGGCUCCUCUGUGGCCGUCGAGGCGGUAUGGGACCAGCAGAAGGCACAGGAGCAGGCUGCACGUGGCGGCGGCGGAAAGUGAGAGGUCUUCUUCUUCAGAUCUGGCGAUUCCAUUCAUUGAUCUGUGUGUUUCCCCUGUCUGCAGGAGCCGAGCAUGAAGCAACCGAGAUAGCAGAGGCAGAGUGAGCGCCUGACACGAUCUGCACGAUGAGUCAACCGUCGUGCGUGCCACUGGCUCUGCGUGUGUAUUCACCACAGGCCGUCAGAUCUGAUGGAGACUGACCUCGGUGCUGUCUACGGCCGCAAAAGUCAGGUCCUCCGCGACAUUGUGACGGAGCAGCUGCGUGAGGAGCUGGGGGAGGCCGACCCGUUCGACAACAUGACCAAGGAACAGAGGGAGGCUCUCAUUGAAGUGUAGGGGACUGAUGAACGCACACACACACGUUCAUUCUGUGUGCGUGUCGUGUGUGCAUGUCAGUCAGAUGGAUGCUUACCUUGAGAAGAGGUCGAAGGAGUUCGAAUCGACGCGGCAACAGAGACUGCGAACGUGAGCCACCAACAUUGCCGAGAGAGAAUGGCAACGUCAAUGCGUCACUCACUGGUCGGUGUGUGGCAGUAUGCCCGCCACGAUCCCCCGGGAGCGCCAAACGUCCCUCCCCCUCGUAGCCAUCAUCGGCCGACCAAACGUCGGCAAAAGCACUGUCUUCAAUCGGCUCACCGGUGGCUAAACCAACGCCCAAACAAUGCGUCUACUGCACGUCGAUCGCUAUCUAUGUGUGUCCGUAUGCGUCCGUAUGCGUCUGUAUGUGUGUGUGGUUCAUUCAGGUCGUUACAAGGGUGGUGCGAUAGUGGAUGACGAGCCGGGCAUCACGCGGGACAGGAGCUAUGGCCGCGGCAGCUGGAAUGGGUACAACUUCCGGGUCGUCGACACCGGGGGCCUGCUGCUCGACGACCUGGAAGGGGUGAGGGGAGGGAGCGUCAAGCCAUUUAAUGUGAUACUUAUGGCGUUGGUUGUGUUGUCUUGUGUGUUGUGGCUCCUUUGCAGGACCCGUUCAGGUCUUUGAUUCGAGAUCAGUGUGUGCAGGCCAUGAGUGAGGCGGAUGUCAUUCUGCUGGUCACCGACGGACAGGCGGGACUACACCCACAGGAUGUCGCUCUUGCAGGUCAGCAAGCAAUGAAUCCACUGGCUGGGUGCGGCUCAAGCAGCGCUGUGUAUUGGUGCUCGUGUUGCGUCUGUGUGUCAGAGUACCUCCGGAAGGCCCUGCCACGGCGGCCAACGCCGGCCAGAUCUAACGAGACGAAGCCUAUCCCCCUCUACGUGUGUGUCAACAAGUGCGAGAGCCCUACCAAGGGCAUCACACAGGUAGAGAACAACCGAACACGACAAGACAAUCCGUCACUCAGUGCACUUUCCGUGGUAUGUGUUGGAUGUCUGUCUACAGGCGCAGGAGUUCUGGAGUCUGGGGUUCGGCGAGCCCCACCCUGUGAGUGGCAUCCAGGGCACUGGGGUGGGCGACGUGCUCGACAAGGUCGUCACACACAUCCCUUGGGUGCCUGACGUAGAGGUCAGUCCACACAGCAGACAGACAAACAGACAGCUGGACGAGAGGCAGGCCGUGCCGUGUGUGAUGUCAGGUUGAGGACGACGAAGAGGUCAACAUCGCCAUCAUCGGCCGCCCAAACGUCGGCAAGAGCAGCCUACUCAACAGGCUACUGGGCGAGCAGCGCGUCAUCGUCUCUGACGUCCCCGGCACCACUCGUGACGCCAUCGACGUGGAGCUCGAGCGCCAAGGCCGCGUGUACAGGCUGGUCGACACGGCGGGCAUCAGGCGACGGUCCCGUGUGCUUGCGGGCCAGGACAGUGAGUUCUACAUGGUCAACCGGGCGGAGCGGGCCAUCGAACGGAGCGACGUGUGUCUGCUGCUGAUCGACGUGGUGCAGGGCAUCGCCGACCAGGACCUCAAGCUGGCCGAGAAGAUCGUCGAGGCCGGUAAGGCUUGCCUAGUGCUCUGCAACAAGUGGGACGCCGUCGACAAGGACGACAAGACCUAUGACAAAGCCGUCGACUACAUCCGCACCGUCCUCUACCCACUGAGAUGGAGCGCUAUUGAGUUCAUCUCGGCCAAGACGGGCCAGAGGGUGGCGCGUAUUCUCGACAUGGUGGACGAGGCCGUCGAGCAGCACCGGCGUCGCAUCCCGACCAGCCUGCUGAACGAGGUGCUGAGGGAGACAGUGGGCAUCAAUCCGCCGCCAGUGGUGGGCGGGAGGCAGGCCAAGCUCUACUACAUCCACCAGGCGUCCACACGGCCUCCCACAUUCAUCGUCUUCUGCAACCAGCUAUCGUCCGGCCAGGCCCUCUUGUCCGACAGCUACAAGCGGUACCUCGACAGGAAAUUCCGCGAGGCGCUGGGCUUCAAGGGCACGUAAGCCAACCACUACACUAACAGCCUUUUCUUCUCCCUGUCCCUCUCUGAGAGCGUGGGGGUGUGUCGACACGUGUGUAUGUGUGUGUUUGUGUGCUGUGUGCUGUAUUUGGUGUCUGCAGGCCCAUCCGUUGGAUCUUUCGUGAGAAGAGAUUGCGUCAGAUGGUGCAGCAAGGCAGGAAACGAAGGCGGGCCGUCGUGAGGCGCUGAUGGAUUCAUAGGAUGGAUGGAUGGAUGGAUGGCGUUCUCCUAGUACUCUCUCUAGGACCGACAGCUGUGUUCGUAUGUUCGUGUUAUCGUGAUGUAGAUCAAACAAACCGGCCAGUCUGACCAGUGUCGGUCAUUGUCACUCAAUCCGCACAACCAGAACGGU
This is a messenger RNA of Vitrella brassicaformis, 2914 nucleotides long. The record is from the annotation of a GenBank genome assembly. Lineage: Eukaryota; Vitrellaceae.